Xylaria bambusicola is the source of this 2688-nucleotide messenger RNA. RefSeq lists its product as uncharacterized. Gene Ontology annotation, biological process: nucleolar large rRNA transcription by RNA polymerase I; transcription initiation at RNA polymerase I promoter. Lineage: Eukaryota; Fungi; Ascomycota; Sordariomycetes; Xylariales; Xylariaceae. The transcript has a single exon. Gene Ontology annotation, cellular component: RNA polymerase I upstream activating factor complex. The record is from RefSeq and is a predicted model, not a curated record. Bases 625 to 2427 code for a protein of 600 amino acids. Gene Ontology annotation, molecular function: RNA polymerase I general transcription initiation factor activity; rDNA binding.
AUAUGCUGGUAUUUAGCAUACAGUAUAUUUCUGUAAUGGGACUUAUCUUACAACCAAGGUAAUAGCCACUCUCACAUAAUUUAAUCUUGCGAGCCAACCAUACAAGCGAGGCUCGUAGAUAAAUCACUGGACCUUUAUACUCUCAGCGUAUCUAUCUCAUCUGCUCAGGAAAAUUUGAUAUCUUAAAGUUAAUACCUAUUUCCCACCUGUGGAAGCAACCGGGAAAAAUUCCAUCGAUGGAGUACAUGUGUACUUGCGACUUUAGCGGGAUAUCACCCCUGCCAGCCCUAGCCUUGAUUAGGUACCUACCAUUCUUCUAAAUACCCGGGUACCUAAACUUAGGCAAGUUUUCUACGUGAGUUGCCAUCUGGAGCUCAUCAUUGCCCGAACUCUUUACUCGAGCGUCCGACCUUCCUUUGAGCAAGUCCUAUAAAUGGAACUUGUUGAAGCCAUUUGCUCAGGAAAACGAUACCGUCUUUGCUGCAUGUCCCUGUUGGCUAAACUGAGACAUCCAGUGUGAGUGAAGUUCUUCAUGCAACUGAGAACUUCACUGACAAUAUGGUAUAAAUGCAUAAACUUCGUAUACAUGCAUUGCCCCAAAAGACGAAGAUAUAGGCAGAGGUCAUGGACAUAGACUCAGACGAGGAGAUCAUCAGAUCGUCUAGACGAGAAAGUCCGCUCGUGAAUAAGAAGCGACAGGCGGAAACCUUGAUUGCGCGCGGGGCUCUGCCAUCGCUCAAGCGCAGAAAAGGUGACUUUAACGCUGCCUACCUCAGCCUGCUCAACCAAGACAUCCAAGAUGCGGCGUCGGGGCUCAUCAAGAAUGAAGAAGAACACUACGACUCCGAUUCCGAGUCAGCUCCAACACAGAUCGGGGCGGUAGUGUGGAGUGGCGCGGAGAAGAACGCCUUCUUCGCAGCCGUGAGCCGGCUUGGGAGGGACGACGUGGCGCGCAUAGCCGUACGAAUCGGGACCAAGAGCGAACUCGAGGUGCAACAGUACCUGGUCUUUCUCGAUGCAGCUAAGCGGCCUCCGCGUGGCAGUGAGGGGAAGGCAGGAGCUCCUCCUCAGCCCGCCUCUCUGCAACCCGUUGGUAUCCCUGCCGCGGUGGAGAUCGGCGCCGAGUGCGCCGCCUCGCUGGAGGCUGUUGCCGAUGCACUGGCCCUGCGCCAGGAGGCACACGAAGAGGAAGUCGAGAGGGAGCGCUGGGGCGCGCGGUGGCUGAUCACUAGCCCGCUCGCGACGAUUCUAGAAAUGACGCUUCGCAGGCAUAAUGAGCGGCAGGGACGGGAUGAACAAGUGCAAGACUCUGAAAUAACAAUGGCAAAUCGAAGGGAAUGGGACGACCAACCACGCCUAAAGAAACAAUUACGCAUAAAGAGAGAACAAGAAGGAGAGGAUGAUGUGGAGGAGGGGGAGUGGGACAGAAGCUUGGAGGAAAUGCCGUUUCUCCAGCUUUUCCAUGUUGAGAAUUGGCUUCAGCUGUCAGACCGGUUGUUCAUGAACUCGACUAUUGCUGACGGCAAUUGGCGCGCCGUGGCCGAGGAAGACAAGCUACCCGCGAUUCAAGCCACGGCGCUCGCAGACUUCCACGCGCUGGCGCUGAGUGUCACCAGACGCUUGAUAUUUGCGGCCGCGUAUGUAGCGGAGUCCCGUACCCGGACGAGGAGCCUUGACGAUGCUCGAAGGAACCUGCGCCCGCGGAUCCGAGAUGAGGAUGUGAGAGCGGCGGUGUCAUCUCUGGGCAUGCGACACAACGCUAAGGAGUUCUGGGCACGUUGCGCGAGGAGACUGCAGUUGAACGUUGUGGAUGAUGGAAUCGAAGAAGAUGAUGACGACCACGACGAAGAUAGGGAAGGCCAGGACAACGAUGACGGCGAAGAAGACCUGGACAUAGACGAGCAGAUGAGCACUGCUGAUGCCAGCGAUAUAAAUACAGACGAUGCUGGACAAGAGGAGGAAGGAAGCGAAGAAGAUGAAGACUACGAUAUCAUGAGCUACGACGCAGUCGAAGCUGCGCUCGGCUUCCAGACAGUUGGCAUCGACAGUGGUAUAAACAGCUGUCCCGGAAGCCAUGAAACUGAUGAUGUUUUCCCUUCCCCGAGAGACCCAUCCAGCUCUUCCUCCUACGAGUCCGACCCUCGUGAAGAUGAAGAUGAAGAUGACGAGGACUACAUACAGGAAGUAAAAGAACAAGCAGACGACGACGGGCUAAAUUUAGAGUCUAUCGACAGAGACGUAGAAGAAGCCAUGGCAUCCACCGGGUCCCAGCACUAUCCCGAUAGCAUAGCAGCCAUGAGAUCUCGCAUCCGCGCCGAGCACAGACUAGAACGAGACGCCGAGUAUCUGGACAUCAAGACUAGCGUAGACGCCGAGGCACUACUAUGGGCUAUACUUCGUGGUGAAACUGACAUGAGAAAGAAGUAAGAGACGAGGUCUUAAGUUCUGCGUAUGACAGCAUGAAAGCUGUGAAGAUGAAGGCACGAAGAGGAUGAACUAUAUAUCUGUAUAGUGACAGGCUCGAAGGGAUCGCACUAGGGAAACAACAGUAGUAGUUCAUCUGUAGGCACUGUGGAUUGAGUCCAUGAAAGUCUGCAAUACGUAAUUUCGUUGUGAUAAACUUCAGACAUUGUUAAGUUAUGUCCUGUUGGUAGCUAUCACUUUUAUUCGCUAAAUCUUCGUCGCUUC